This is a messenger RNA of Hylaeus anthracinus, 2550 nucleotides long. RefSeq lists its product as uncharacterized. NCBI's taxonomy places the organism in Eukaryota, Metazoa, Arthropoda, Insecta, Hymenoptera, Colletidae. The transcript has a single exon. The coding region runs from base 652 to 2373 and encodes 573 amino acids. The record is from RefSeq and is a predicted model, not a curated record.
GUCAUCCAGUUGCGAGUGCCUUGAGUGGUCUCUGCUUAAAAGCCAACCAGCUGCUCGUCAUUAACACGUAUACUUAAUAGUCAACCAACACCGAGUGCCUUGAGUAUACUUCAGUUGGAAGUGAACCAGUUGGUGAUUAUCUAAAAGAUUAAACGUAUACUCUGCUUAAAAGCCAACCAGCUGCUCGUCAUCUACACGUAUACCUAGUAGUCAACCAACCCCGGGUGCUUUGAGUAUACUUCAAUUAGAAUUGAACCAGUUGAUCAUCACUUCCUUUACUUAUAAAUCAACUAUUCAUCAUCCGAACACCAUCUACACGUAUACCAAGGAGCGAACCGACGCUCAGGAGUCGUCUAGCCUCUCGUACUUGAAGUGUCUCGAGUAAACUUCGCUUGGAUGUCAACCAGUUGAUCGUCAUCCGAAAUCUAAAAAAGGAAAACUUCACUUAGGAGCGAACCAGCCUCUCUUGUGCCACCUUUGUCUCGAGUUGCGAUAAUCAGGCGACCCGUAUCCAUCGCCAGCCAUGCCUGAGACCAAGCAAUGAGUCCACGGCCGACGAGGGAAUCGUGACUAUUGGAUUGCUCGUGACUCCCAAAGACUUCAGGGUCGUAAUCUCGUCGAACCGGUGGGAAUAGCGAAUUAACCGCGACAAUGCCAGCCUGCACCAGCGAGAACAUCUCCAGGCGGUGGUCCUCGAGCCCUCCUAUCUCUAGGAGCAGCAGCGUGUCGCCGUUGGGCCCUAGCACGCCUCUCUCGACGUCUCCGCCGCUUGUUUCGCCAAUCUCGACUCUGAAACGCUCGAUGUCCAACAUCUCGAACGCUUCGAAUCCUCUGGAUGGUUCCCCGUCGUCGAACAGCUCGGACGCGCCAACGGUGAUAUUCUCGCCUCGUCGUCGUCAUCGGCACCAACAUCAAAGGUCGCCGACGAGCUGCCAAGCUCCGGGCCAGACGGGAUCGACACAGGGACAGAAUCACAAUCGAAACGACUCGUUGCUGGUGAGGAUACUGACCGCGUACAUCGGGUUCCUGUUCGGGAUCGUGCAGGGUGUCGUCAGCGUGAUCAGUUACGCGAUAUGGGCGCCAGCUCUAUGGGCUUCCGUCUGGGUGUACAUGAUCUGGGUGAUAUUCCAGCUACCCCUGACCGCCCUCAAGUGGUUCAUCACCGUUCUCCACACCCCGGCCUCGGAGAGGGCUCGAAACAAACGGUGCGUGUUGAUCAGCGGUGGUAGCACCGUGCAAGCGGUCCACCUGGCCAGGAACUUCUACAAGGCGGGCGCCAGGGUGGUGAUCUGCGAGCUGGAGGGUCUGUUCGGGCUGGCCAAGUUCUCCACGGCGUGCUCCAAGUUCUACACGAUACCGAAACCGGGCCCUGGGAACGUGAUCGAGUACAUCACGGCGUUGCGCGACAUCGUCCAGAAGGAGAAGGCUGCCUACUACAUUCCCGUAAGCGCGACCAACACGGCCUACUACGACGCGUUGGCGAAGACUUACCUAGAGGUAAUGGGUUGUCAGUGUUUCGUGCCGGGUGCCAGUGAGGUGGCAGCUCUGGACGACACCAUGGAGUUGCUGAGAAGAUGUCGCGCUUUGGGUCUAGCUACCCCGAGUCACACAGUGCUCCGCUCGGCCCAGGACGUCGCGAGACUCUACGAGCAGAACGCGUUGAGCGGACCCGGCAGAUACCUGAUGCUGCCCGCUGGGCCAGCUGGGAUGAGGGACAGGACCGAGGUGGUCCUGCCCCCCACCGCCAGGGAGUUCCUGAACCAGCAGCACGAGAUCAGCGAGAGUAAGCCGUGGGCCGUGAUACGGGAUCCGAACGGUAAACAUUACGUUACCUGCACCACGGUGAAGGAGUCGAGGAUCGUGGCGAACGUCACCUGCCUCGUGGACGAGGAGCGAGGGUUGAUUCCAGAGGAACGACCCGAAGUGGCCCGAUGGCUGGAGAGGUUCUUCAGCCGCACCUUCGGCUCGAGGAUCAACGGCCAUCUUAGUUUUAGGCUGGCCGUUUCGGAGGGCGAGCUGGUGCCUAUCGGGUGCCGCGUGGGCGUCAGCCUCCCUUACAUAUGCCACACGGGCAUUCACCCUCGGCUGGUGUGGAAACCGUGCAGACACUUCUCCAGACAAAACUCCGGGAUCCUGUCGACCACCGAAAGACACACGCUGCCGGACGUGAUGGCCAAUCUGGUGAAACGGCAGACAGAGACGGAGCCUCAUCUCCUGGGCACGGUGCUCGAUAAACGGGAGGCUCUGUUCACCUAUUGGGACCCGUUGCCCUACUGCGCUUACUAUCAUCUUCAGCUACCCUUCAGGCGCCUGGCGGGCAUGAUCAGGGCCCAGCCUGCUCAGCACAAUCCACCCUUGGCGGUAGUGCAAUAAUCAAUUCUCGACUUCUCCUCGUUAACUCUGAUUCGAAGUUACAAAGUCUGUGGACUAUGGUUACGGUGGACGUACGAGAGGAGUUUUGGGACUUUAUUUGAUACAGUACGAUUUAUAGUACUCGAGUAAGGGCGUACUGGGUUUGGUACAGUGUUGGGCAAAUUCGUAAUCGCAAAU